AGUCUUGGAGCGGUAAUUUUUAUAUCAUUUCAACUGGUCUGCUGUACUAGGUCACCAUGCUUCGUAACUGGGUGCACACGCGCGAGCCAUUAAUGUAGCCGAUCCAAGUUUUUCACACUAUUCAAAUUAAGACAGUAUAAGAUGACUUAUAUAACUAGGUGAAGAAGAUAAUGAGAAGUAGAUAUCAUGCAGGUUUGUAUAUGUGUGCACAUUGACCAAAGUAGCCGUAGCUUUCGUGUUGCCAUUUGGCGAGCUAUUAUGCGCCUGUUCAGAUGCGCAGGGCAAUAUUAGGAAUCACCAUUUACGCGCGCGCAAACUUGGCGCGUGGCGUCGCAAUUUGAAUCUUUCAUUAUGACGACACAGAAAACAAGUGUCGGUUUGACCACAACUGAAACCAAAGUGAAACCCCAGUUAAAGAAGUGAUAUUGGUCACUGAUUGAUGAUAAUAUUUGAGCUUACUCAUGAACUCAAGACCAGGAUAUCAACAAGAUAAGCCAGAUGUUCCUUAUAUCCCAGCAAGUUGUAAUCAGAGAAUGGGAAACGUCAACUCGGCAAUCACCACCCAACCCACAAGGGCAAAUCAGAACAACGCAUAUCAUCCGGGAACUAAUUACCAAGCCCCACAUAACUGGGCAACUGCAGAACGCUUCCCACGAGCAAUAUCAACGAAUCCAUUCCUCCGCAGGCAAACGGGAAUCCCUUGGUACCAAACUCAACGCCCAGGAACAAAUCCGAAUGCAUCGCAACAUCCGGGAACUAAUCUACACUUAAAUCCGAUACCAAAUCAGAUUGGCAGCAUUCAUGUGCAGUUUCCAGGUCCUCCUCUUUUUACACCAUGGUCAGGGACUUUUCAAUUUCAGGGAAAUGGUCAAAUAUGUGAAGAAAGAAUUCCAAAUAGGGCCACAUUUCAGUUUCAACCAGCGACGACUCGGGUGAAGAGUGGGAAAUUAACGCCAUCAAGACAGAGACAAAAUAAAAGGUUUCUGAAUUCUGCAUUAUUCGGACGGGAUGACAGAGUGGAGAAAAACGUCGAAGAGAAACACCAAAAGGAAGAAGGAAGUCCACAGACUGAAGAAGCCAUCCAGGAGCAAAGAGAAAGAAUUGCUAUAACUAGCAACAUAAAACACCUUGCAACAAGUUAUUCCAAAGUCAAGGCACUAGAGCUUUUGUGCAGAGACCUUCAGACACCAGUGUUAGGGGAUUUUCCAGGGUACGAACAAGAAAGGAAUAUCAUGAUUAAUCUUGCACACUUUUUAAAAGAGCAAAUAAAUAAGAUCAAACAUGUUGAAGAGGAAGAAAAAAGAAGAAACUGGUUGGAAAAUUUCGAGCCUGCCAUGCGCGCUCCUUUUCCUGUCAUAGCCAUUAAGAUACGCGAGCUCGAGAAUAAAAGAAAUAUGCUUGAGAAGGAGAAGAGAGACUUUGAAAACUUAAACAAGGAGGUUAAGAAUUACGCGGGUGAAAUUGAACUUCGAGAGAGGACAAAAGAAGUGGAUAUGUUGAAGGCAGAAAUAGAAGCAUUCGAUACUCGCUUGAAGGCUAUGAGGGAGAGGAUGGGCUUGGAGCGGAAGAGCAUCGAUUUAAAACGCACCCAACAUGAACGGGAAAUAAAGGAAAUAAACAAAACUCUUAAUCACAUUUUAUACAAAGAUCUUCCUAAACUACAAGAAAAGAUCUUUAAGGAGACAAAACCCCUUAUCGAAGUAAAAAAUGAAUUAAAUAAUUGGAAAGAACAAAAUGACUGCAUACGGGCGCGUAUUUUUGAAACGAUGGCGCAGAAAGAAGAGUUCAAGAAAUUUGCGCGCUAAAUCCUGAAAGUUCCUCAACCAUUGUUUGAAUGCCGCCACUUAUGUUUUUUUUUUUUUUGCUUGUUUAUUAUUUGUGUGUUCGUUUUUUUCUUUGCUUGCCAUUAUCAAGAUUGGGCUCCCAGGGAAGUACAGAUGGUCAUUCCAUGAGUAGUACUUGUUCAUUUACAAUCAGUCCCAGUAUGAGAAUUUUCUUAGUCAUUUAUGCUGUAUGAUGCUGUAAAUUCUAUAGUUUGUAUGCAAAGCAUUGUGAGUUCUCAACUAGUUGUAAUAAAGUAUUAAUACUAAUCAGAGCAUGAUGUUAACAUCACUGGUGGUCAGUUUAGGGCUUUGGGACGCUGCUGGUGUCGUAAAAAAAUGCACAGGGUUUGCGGAGGAAUUCACUCAAUCUUUAGUAACCAAUAAAUAGAGUUAAUAAAUGGCUUGUAAAGGGGGUUGUAAAUAGGCCUUUAUAGAUUAUGCUAGUAAAAGUAGCAUAUUG
This is a messenger RNA of Stylophora pistillata, 2283 nucleotides long. RefSeq lists its product as uncharacterized. The record is from RefSeq and is a predicted model, not a curated record. Lineage: Eukaryota; Metazoa; Cnidaria; Anthozoa; Scleractinia; Pocilloporidae.